AUGGGCCUUCAUGGUUUUCUUUUCCGCACAGGAAAUUUGAAACAUCCCAAUGUGGUGGAGGUGAUUGGAGUGUCAACGAUCGACAAGCCGAUGAUAUGCAUCAUGGAAUAUAUGGUUAAUGGGGACUUGCGAUCAUACAUGAGUAAAAUGGAAAAUGUCGAUAGUCUCUAUUGCAUUUCUGUGGCAACGCAGUUGGCUGCUGGUCUGGCUUAUUUAGAGUCAUGCAAUUUCGUUCACAGAGAUAUUGCGGCCCGAAAUUGCUUAGUAGAUGAGGAGGGGAAUGUGAAAAUUGCUGAUUUUGGAAUGGCACGAAGUCUAUACUCAAAUGAUUACUAUCGAGUCGAAGGGCAAUUCGUUCUGCCAAUUCGAUGGAUGGCAUGGGAGAGUCUGCUUCUGUUAGAGUUUGAGCCAUUGCUCACUCGCUUGCAAUUUCGAGCUUUAAGUUGGGGCCAUUCUCCAUUCCAUUCUGUCGGUGAUAUUAAAGGCGGAUCAUAG
This is a messenger RNA of Haemonchus placei, 495 nucleotides long. NCBI's taxonomy places the organism in Eukaryota, Metazoa, Nematoda, Chromadorea, Rhabditida, Trichostrongylidae. The record is from the annotation of a GenBank genome assembly.